AUGGGCUGUAAUCAGGGAAGAGUAUCUGAGUUUGUUUCUUAAAACCACCUCCAGUAUUUAUUAAGUAGAACUGUAGAGCCAUUAAGAUUAGAAAGACCUCUAAGUUCAUCUAGUGCAACCACCCACCCAUCCCCCCUAUGCUCACUAACCCUGUCCCUCAGUGGCACAUCUCCACCGUUCUUCAACACCCCCAGGGGUGGUGACGCCACUGCCCCGCUAGACAGCCUGUUCUAAUGGCUCACCACUCUUCCUUAGAAGAAUUUUUCCCCUUACAUCCAACCUGAAUCUCCUCAUGCACAACAUGAGGUUUUGUUUUACUUUCUUUUCUUUCUUUUGCUGCUGCUUUAGUCAAGCUCCUGCAGCUAUGCAGUAUUGUACCUAUCAAGCAUCCAAACAGUCAUGAAGUUUUGGAUUUUUCACACGGAGGAAAUUGUAAGCUAAGGAUUAACACUUUGUCGUUAUUGCUUUUUUAAUUAGUCACGCCAGUCGAUUUUUGUGGUGCGUGGGUCAAAGCCCCCAUGGAUGCUACUUAUUUAGUGAACAGACAGCCUGGAUUAAUAUGAGGAUUUCUGGAAGAAUCUGAUUGACAUUCAGGGAUUUAAUACUCAGAUUAAUCCAGUAAUUCUAAUUUUAUAAUAUGAUGUGUGUCCUUGCAUAAUUUCCUCUUUGGAAGCAAAGAACAGCAUAUAUCCCUCUUGCAAUUGCUGCAGCUGUAACAACUCCUUCAUGCUUUAAUGGCACUCAAUGUGCUUAACAGCUGUCUUGUAAAAUACACACAGAGUGUGCUCGAAAACAAGGGAUCAUAACCUGGCUGGAAACAACCCUGAAAACCUUUAUUAACCACUUCUGUAACCAACAUACCCCUCAGGAACAUGAGAUAUUUAACACUUGAUAUACUCUGGCAUGGGAAAUCCAGUAAGUAGUUGGACUUCUGCACCAAAACCCCAUAAAUGUGAAUCUGGCUUUGUAAAUGAAGUAUCAUUUGGUGGUUUUGUUUGCUUGUUUUGGUAGAUGUGGUGCAACAAUUAGUAUCAGCAGCACCAGUAAUCAUGCUUUGCAAUGCUCACAUAAUACUGUGAAGCUGACAUACUGUUGACAGUAUGCUGACAGCAUGACUGUUAACAUGAAGUGUAUUGAUUUUAAUUCUCUUGCUCUUAUCCUUUUAUUUUCAGAUUUCUAACCUGCUUACCAGUUUCUCUAGAAUGUGUUUAGGAGACUGUGGUAUUUGAGAGAGGGAUGCUGUCUCAUAAUCUGCCUGUUUGUCCUGUUCAGUAGGAAUUCAAAUGCUUAAGGAGGAAAUGUUCAAGACAAAGCACCACAGGUACAGUGUGGUACGUAAUGCAGACAGAAAUAAGCUAUUGACAAGCUGUGGGAUGAAUGGAAUAAUCUGAAGUCUUAUGCCUUCACAUUUGUUAUAGAAAUUUGACAAGGCAUGUAUAUUCUUUGCCAUUUACAAAUGGAGACCCUUGGCAUAAAGGAUUAUGAUUUGAAACUAUGCUUUGAGUAUUGAGUGUAUCUUCUGUCCUUUGUGGCUGUCCUGGUCUGUGCAGUUCUGUGUUCUGCGGUUACUUUUUAAGAACCAAACAACAAAGACAUGUGAAGGAUACUUUGACUCUUACAUCAACAGAUACAGAAUGAAAAAAAUCCACCCAGCAUCCCACAUCGCUGCUGUAAAUGCUGCUUUUUGCUGUUGUAUUCUUUUUUAUAAGUUGAAUCAGUGGUUCACCUGGAGGUGGUAUGCACUUCCCUUUGCUCUGUACCAGAAAAAAGGUGAAUUUUUAGUAUCAUUUGAGUGCUCACUUGUUUGCAAUUACAUGGUGUAUGGAAACUGUUAUAUCAGGGCUUGAACAAGUGAUUGAGCAUCUGGUGAAGGGGUGUAGCCUACCCUGGGAGCACAGGUGGAAGCAACUCACCUGUGUGAUUGGAAGUCCCUAAUCUCAUUUAAGGGCUGGCUGCCACACAGUAAGGUUCUCUAUUUGGAGAUUGCUUCCUUGGGAGUGUUUGAUGAGCCCUGAUCCUUGGAAAAGGGGCUAGUAUUAGAAAGCUGUACCAGCAGCCAGCCAGUCUCCAGUAUCAGCUAUGGCAACUCAUGUGUGAAGCUGAUGCCUUCAAACCAUUUCCUAUAGAUGAGGCAUAGCACAUGCUGUGCUAGAUAUUGACUAGCUCCUGUCACCACAGUCAGCAUGAACAGGAAGUCAAGAGUUUUGAGUAAAAGAAUCAGGUAUUUAUGAGCCGCCAUUUGUUGUACUAUUGUGGUGAACCUACCCUGGAUGUGAAGAUUGCCUUUUGUCAGGUGUGUGUUCCUUACAGGUAAAACAAGGGAUUUGGGAAACAAGUGGAUGUGUCAUACAUUGCCAAGCAUUACAACAUGAGCAAAAGCAAAGUUGACAACCAGUUCUACAGUGUGGAAGUGGGUGACUCGACCUUCACUGUUCUCAAGCGCUACCAGAACUUGAAACCAAUUGGCUCUGGGGCUCAGGGAAUAGUUUGUGCUGCAUAUGAUGCCAUCCUUGAUAGAAAUGUGGCCAUUAAGAAGCUCAGCAGACCGUUCCAGAACCAAACUCAUGCCAAGCGUGCUUACAGAGAGCUGGUCCUCAUGAAGUGUGUGAAUCACAAAAAUAUUAUCAGUUUAUUAAAUGUCUUCACGCCACAGAAAUCUCUGGAGGAGUUCCAGGAUGUUUACCUGGUGAUGGAGCUGAUGGAUGCCAACCUGUGCCAGGUGAUUCAGAUGGAGCUAGACCAUGAGCGAAUGUCCUACCUGCUGUACCAAAUGCUCUGCGGCAUCAAGCACCUGCACUCUGCAGGAAUUAUUCACAGGGAUUUAAAACCAAGUAACAUUGUGGUAAAAUCUGACUGCACGCUGAAGAUUUUGGAUUUCGGGCUGGCCAGGACCGCGGGCACCAGCUUCAUGAUGACUCCGUACGUGGUGACACGGUACUACAGAGCUCCGGAGGUCAUCCUGGGAAUGGGCUACAAGGAGAACGUGGAUAUAUGGUCUGUGGGAUGCAUUAUGGGAGAAAUGGUUCGCCACAAAAUCCUCUUUCCAGGAAGGGAUUAUAUUGACCAGUGGAAUAAAGUCAUAGAGCAGUUGGGAACGCCCUGCCCAGAGUUCAUGAAGAAGCUGCAGCCAACUGUACGAAACUACGUGGAGAACCGGCCCAAGUACGCUGGCCUCACCUUCCCCAAACUGUUUCCUGAUUCUCUCUUUCCAGCUGACUCAGAACACAACAAGCUCAAAGCCAGCCAAGCUCGGGACCUGCUGUCCAAAAUGCUGGUCAUCGAUCCAGCCAAGCGCAUAUCGGUGGACGAGGCCCUGCAGCACCCAUACAUCAAUGUCUGGUAUGACCCCGCCGAGGUGGAGGCGCCACCCCCCCAGAUCUAUGACAAGCAGCUGGACGAGCGGGAGCACACCAUUGAGGAGUGGAAAGAACUCAUCUACAAAGAAGUAAUGAAUUCUGAAGAAAAAACGAAAAAUGGCGUAGUAAAAGGACAGCCAUCUCCUUCAGGUGCAGCAGUGAACAGCAGCGAGAGCCUCCCCCCAUCCUCAUCGGCCAACGACAUCUCCUCCAUGUCCACGGAUCAGACGCUGGCGUCCGACACGGACAGCAGCCUGGAAGCGUCGGCGGGGCCACUGGGGUGCUGCAGGUGACUAGCCGCCUGCCUGCGGAACCCCGCCUUCUUCAGGGGGUGACGGUGUCCAGAGGGAAAGCAACAGAGCUAAGGGACGGAGGGAAAAAAAUGCACAGAUUGAAACGAAACAAACAAAUCUUUUCCGCCUGCUUCUCCUACAGAGCUAUGUAAUGCAGCUCAGCUCAAGUGUGUAUGUAACUCAUAGUUGCUCUGCUUCGGUCUUCUGAUGAUGCUUUCUGGGGUGGGGGAGGAAAAGGAUUCUUCAGAUCCUUUUUUUUUCCACCCUUACAAGAUGCAAAAUUAAUGGCUGCAAAACCAGCAACCCACAGCUGUCCUGUAACGCUGGCAUGACAAGGUGCGCAGUGCCACUCCACAACACACCAGUGCGGAUCUGCCCUCACUCUGCUCUGUUGUCUCCUGCUCCCUGGGGCAGGUAUGGAUAUACGGUUAGGGAUUUGCAGAGAGGGAUACACACACUUUUUUUCCCCAUGCAUGAAGAUCACACACACACGCCAGUAGAGUUCUGGCUGUGUGUGGAGCUGUGUGCCUGCAGGCACACAUCAAUCUGCACUCAUACUCAGUGCACCACGCAACUACAUGGCCCAUUUCAGGUGAGCAGCAUACAUACAGGGGUGCUGUUACCCAUGUAUAUGUCGUGUCCUUGGUCAUGGAUGAGGCUGCGCAGCUUGCGCAAUGAUUUGUGGAAGUGAAAAUAACCACACUGAGCUGUGGCUCCCUCAGAACCUUGAAGAUGUAGCACAGUGUUUUUGCUGAUAGCUGUAUAUAUACUUAAAGUCAGUUUGUGCUGGAGGAUGGUGCUGCAGAGCUUCACACAGUGUCUAUGAAUACUGGGAAGAGUUCCCAAUUUUUAGAGCAGAUACACUCAGCUAGGAGCAGGUUGAAGGAAGCACAUCAUGUGUUUUUGCAAGGCAUGGGGAGCAAGAAUGGAGAUUCUUUGUGCAUGUGUAUGCCCAGAAAGGUUUAUAUCAUGAAGCAAACUUCUUCUGUCCAUAUUCAGUGAAUUCUCUUUAUUUAUAGAGGAACUACUACUGUGAGUUCAAGAUAUAUUUGUGUGUUAGGGAACAUUAUAAGUUUGGGGAACAGACGGACCACAGUCAAAAGGACAUUUGAUGUUUAUUUUUGUAUUUUUUUUUUUGUUUUUACUGAGUUCAGCAUUGGGAUAUCUGCAGCACUCCUCAGCAUGUUUGUGACCAAGAGAUGGUUUCUCCUUUACGUCAUUCCCUUGCAGGGAUCUCCAUCACUGAGCAAAGACCACCCUUCCCUGGGUAUCUUUGGCCAUUCCUUUGCUUUUGACAAACUAUCCAGCUCCUUGGAAAUGUUACCAGCUGUGUUACAUGGAAAAGAUACACAGAGUGGGUCCACAGAAGUGAAAUGUUUUUCCAAAAGUCAACAAGAAAAACUGUUUAGAAUAUUUUACUGGAUACUUUAAAUUUACCAGUUAUAAAGUAUUCCAAAUUCUCUUCCGUUCUCCUGGAAUAUAGCUGCUCUGUUGGGUGGCUCACACACCUGCUGUUCUGCUGUAGAGCCAGAAAACAAUUGGAGUAGCAGGUCAGAUUUUCUUCAAAGGGAAAAAAACAAGAAAUGAAUCUUCUCUUCAGGGUGCUGAGGAAGGAAGAUAUAAAUGCAUAUAAAGUCAUUUCAGACCUGGUAGCAGAUCUGUGCUGUAGUAGGACAUGAUGUGGUUUGGUUUUUUUUUCCUCCAGGGAUGUUUUUGGUUGAUCUUUGGGGGAAAAAAAAAAAUACAAUUAGGUCUAUGAUUUUCUAAAAACUCAUAACAGUAACUGUGAAAGCAAUAAUUUACCACUGCUAAAAGAGUUAGCAAUAUUCUUUCUUAAGCCAUGAAGCAUCAAGUCGUUGUUCGGUGAUGUGAUGCUCACUUCAGUGCCAGUGAUCAUAAAAGUAAUCAAAGCAAACAGCAAUGCUUUGUAAGCGUGAAGGCAAUAACACCACAGUGACUUCCUAGCAAUAAUGAAAUGUCUCACCUCCAGAUUUUAAUCAUCAUACCUAUAAAUAGUACUUAGAUAACCCAGUAUCUUUUCCCCAUUCCUUAGUUUGUACCAUUCUAGUGUGUUAUUUGACCCCUCACCCCAAAGAAAUCUCUAAGAGGCAGAGCUGCAUGUAAGAGAAAGGGCAAAAAUUGAACAGAUGACAAAUGUUAGCAUGAGGAAUAUGCUGUUCAUCACCAGCCAUGUUAUGGAGAUGUGACAGAUGCGGUAGCAGAAGAGCCACUUACAGUGGACAGGUGCUUGCAGAUCUCCCAUGUUUUACAGUGAGUCCCAUAGCAUAAUUUGGUCUGGUUUGGGUUCAGGACUGCUGGGCAGCAACCUGGGAAGCACAGAAUAUAUUCUGCAGAUGAGCAAUGAAUGAGCCUAUAGCACAGAAUGUAUACUGCUGUGUUCCCAGUAACCAAUUCUUCUAACAGCAGUGCUGCACAAAUGUUUGGUGGCUACCAUAGGGAUGCCUAUCAAGUUUCACAACUAGCACGUGCUUCUGUCUUGUGUUCAGUAGUGCUCAACACAAGCGCAUGUUGAAGUGCCUUGCUGAAAUGGGCCCAUAACAAUGGCUGCCUUUGGUUUUGGCAGUAAAUGAGUUCAUCUCCUCUUUAAGAAGCUCUGUUUGCAGGAGGAGACUUAGGGCUGUCCACAUUGGACACCAGAAAAAAAAAAGCCAUUGAUAACACAAAGCAAUAGUCUCUUUUGGUCUUGGUCCUCAUGUGACCUGGCCACGCUGCAUGGUGGCUGCCACAUAGGGUGUUUCCUCUGUGUCUGUGGGUUGUUGCUGCCAACUUUAUCCUACAGGAGAGUGAGUACCCUCCAGUAUGGAUGACACUGGUGGAAUCUGUAGCUAUCCUAAGGUGCAGACAGGAUAUUCCUUACAGAUCCUGGAAUUUGGAGACCCUUCUCUUCAGGUCCUUUCCUUACUAUCCCAAAGCUCUGUGCAAUGUGACCAUAGCAGAUGUAUUUUUUUCCUCCUUCACAGUGACCUUCCAAAGCUACCUCUUCCAUUAUAUGGUCAGUACAUAUGACUUCAGGAUCAAUUUUCACCUCAUUCUCAAGUUUGCAGCUGUAGGUAAAGAGAUGUAAAGAAUUGGUAACACAGAGGUGUAAUGGCAGUUUUUUCAAAGCAUUGAGGCACUGAAACGGCCAUCAGACUCUUGGAAGAAGUGCAGCAAUGGCAGCACUUGUUUUUCAGUAAGAGUUGCUCCUGAAAAACGUCCUUCCUUCCCUUUUCUUUUUACUGAUGAGUUUAACUGAGCAUUGAUUUACUUUGAGUUGAUGGAAGGUUGCAUGUGUUUUCAGUCCAGCGGUAAAUUUUGACAUCAUUCUUCAGAUGCUCACUCGUCAGCCAGAAUAGUGUAUAAAUAUUCCAUCAGUAUGUAACGUGUCUUCAGUGAUUUCGGGUGUUUAUUUGGAUUGGUUACAGACUGAAAUAUUUGAAUGAUGCUAAUGCUGGGAACCCACCCACACUAUUCAGAUUUCCAUGGCAUGGAUACAUACAGGCAUUUGUAGCAUAUAAAGGAGAGCUCAGAUUGGAGUGCAAGUAUUAUAACUUGUAAAAAAAAAAAGAAAAAGAAGACGAAAAAAAAAAGAAAAAGAAAAAGAAAAAGAAAGAAACAUAAAGCCUGGUGAGUGCUUCCCUACAGCACUACUGUUUAUCCUCUGGCAAUGAUCAGUUCCUGCCUGAUGCUGGCUGACCUCAGGAGGUCAUGCGAGCCAAGUGGUAAUGUCACUACACCAUUCUUGUACUUUUAUAACAGAAACCAAUCACAGGUAUUUACAUUCAUUUACAUAGUUUUACUUUUAAGAUUUGGGCUAGUAAUCCUGAAGAGAUGAAAUCUGUCAGUGUGCCUUUAGGAAUUUUUUUCAAAACACUGCCACGACACUGAUAUGGACUGUGUUCUUCUUUCCCCCCAACUUAUUGGCUCACGGAAAUAUGCCAGUAGUCCAUGUUAGAAAUGCCAAAGGGAGUCAGGCUGAGCACAUUUCAUCGCUACAGAAUAGAAAUAUUUUAAUUUGAAAUAACCUUUAAAAGCCACUUAUAUGAUGAAUGUUGCAGGAUUUUAUGUUAUCAAAAUCAACAAUUCUAAUUUCAGAUGUGUUUCUUUUUAUGCUUACCAUCGUUUCAAAUUUUUGUGUGAAUUCAAGCGUACAGAAUAAUGAAAAUCUCUUUCCCCUAAAGUUUGUGAGAUGAAAACAAUGCAUUUCCCAGCAAACUCCGUGUGCUUCCAGGGAGAGCACUUUGGAAGGAAACCUGCAGGGGAGAAUCAGCCUUUCCUUUUAGUAAUCUGCAAAAAAAAAAUAAAAAUAAAAAUAAAAAAAUAA
Tympanuchus pallidicinctus (lesser prairie-chicken) is the source of this 7973-nucleotide messenger RNA. It is a transcript of the gene MAPK10, whose product is annotated as mitogen-activated protein kinase 10. Lineage: Eukaryota; Metazoa; Chordata; Aves; Galliformes; Phasianidae. Bases 2369 to 3649 code for a protein of 426 amino acids. Gene Ontology annotation, biological process: protein phosphorylation; JNK cascade. The transcript is spliced from 15 exons. Gene Ontology annotation, cellular component: nucleus; cytoplasm. The record is from RefSeq and is a predicted model, not a curated record. Gene Ontology annotation, molecular function: ATP binding; JUN kinase activity.